This is a messenger RNA of Fusarium subglutinans, 510 nucleotides long. RefSeq lists its product as uncharacterized. The record is from RefSeq and is a predicted model, not a curated record. The coding region runs from base 1 to 510 and encodes 169 amino acids. The transcript has a single exon. NCBI's taxonomy places the organism in Eukaryota, Fungi, Ascomycota, Sordariomycetes, Hypocreales, Nectriaceae.
AUGUCUUCAUCUCAGACCGACUCUAAGGUCGACCACGACGAACGCUUUAGACAGAGAAUUUUGAAAGGCUUUCCAGAAGAUCUCCAAGACAUAGCAAGUGACAAGGAUAAGCAAGACCUUCUCAUAUCUAUCAAGAGUUUUGCUUUCCGCCCCAUCAAAGAGCCACUCAAAAGACCUGUUGCGGACUUCUCCACGGUACAGAAGAAUCUAGACGUCUUGUGGUAUAUGUUCAUCAAAGCCAGCACCGCUAUAGACAGUGACAGCUUGUUCCAAGAUCACCUUGUCCUUCUUUUGUUGUGGACAAGACAGUUUGAUCUUGUACACAAAGAACUCUACGCUGGGCAGAAUAUCGCAAGAGACUGGGAAUCUUAUGGUUUUGCGAAGAGUUUACAGACAUUCUGGGAAGAGCUGGUAAAAGAAGGUUCAGAGGCUGAGCUGCGAAGUCUUGCAACCUUUUCUGCCAAGGCCUUAGCUGCUGGCAUAUGCGAAGAACAGAUUUCUUCGACUUGA